GGCCGGGGCGGGCGGGAGGGGACGGGAGGGGAGGGGGGGGGGGGAGGCGGCGGCGGCCGGGACGCGAUCGGUGUCGGCGCGGAGCCGGCGGGGCCCGGGCCCAUGGAGCUGGAGAACAUCGUGGCCAACACCGUGCUGCUGAAGGCACGGGAAGGUGGCGGCGGAAACAGGAAGGGCAAGAGCAAGAAAUGGCGCCAGAUGCUGCAGUUCCCCCACAUCAGCCUCUGCGAGGAGCUCCGGCAAGCCCUCGAGCGGGACUACCACAGCCUGUGCGAGAGGCAGCCCAUCGGGCGCGCGCUGUUCCGGCAGUUCUGCGAGACGCGCCCCGAGCUGGCACGCUGCGUCAGCUUCCUGGACGCCGUGGCCGGGUACGAGGUGGCUCCGGACGAGAAGCGGAAGGAAUGCGGGCAGCACCUGAUCGAGAAGUACCUGAAGCCAAAGAGCGAGGACCACGUGCCUGAAGUCCCCCCCCAGCUGGUGGAUGCCUGCUGUGAGCGGCUGGAGCAGGAACCCUCCAAGGAGCUCUUCAAGGAAUCCACCAAGCUUAUCCACGACUACCUGAGUGUGGCUCCCUUUGCUGACUACCUCGACAGCUUGUACUUCAACCGCUUCCUGCAGUGGAAAUGGCUGGAACGGCAGCCAGUGACCAAAAACACUUUCCGCCAGUACCGUGUGCUAGGCAAGGGCGGUUUUGGAGAGGUUUGUGCCUGCCAAGUGCGUGCCACGGGGAAGAUGUACGCCUGCAAGAAGCUGGAGAAGAAACGGAUCAAAAAGCGGAAGGGAGAGGCCAUGGCCCUGAAUGAGAAACAGAUCCUGGAAAAAGUGAACAGUAGGUUUGUAGUGAGCUUAGCCUAUGCAUAUGAAACUAAAGAUGCUCUCUGCCUAGUGCUGACCCUCAUGAAUGGAGGGGACCUCAAGUUCCAUAUCUACCACAUGGGCGAGGCUGGCUUCGAGGAGCCCCGGGCAGCUUUCUAUGCUGCUGAGAUCUGCUGUGGCCUCGAGGACUUGCACCAGGAGAGGAUAGUGUACAGGGACCUGAAGCCAGAGAACAUCUUGCUGGAUGACCAUGGUCACAUCCGUAUCUCAGACCUGGGGCUGGCCGUGCACGUGCCCGAGGGCCAAACAAUCAAAGGACGUGUAGGGACAGUGGGCUACAUGGCUCCAGAGGUGGUGAAGAACGAGCGCUACACGUUCAGCCCGGACUGGUGGGCUCUGGGCUGCCUGGUGUACGAGAUGAUCGAGGGGCAGUCGCCCUUCCAGCAGCGCAAGAAGAAGAUCAAGCGGGAGGAGGUGGAGCGCCUGGUGAAGGACGUGCAGGAGGAGUACUCCGAGAAGUUCUCGCCCUGCGCCCGCUCCCUCUGCACCAUGCUCCUGUGCAAAGACCCCUUGGAGCGCCUGGGCUGCCGAGGGGCUGGGGCCAGGGAAGUGAAGGAGCACCCUCUCUUCAAGCACCUCAAUUUUCGGAGGCUGGAAGCGGGCAUGCUGGACCCCCCCUUCAAACCAGACCCCCAGGCCAUCUACUGCAAGGACGUUCUGGACAUCGAGCAGUUCUCCACGGUGAAAGGCGUGGAGCUGGAGCCCACGGACAAUGACUUCUACCAGAAGUUUGCUACAGGGAGCGUGCCCAUUCCUUGGCAGAAUGAGAUGAUCGAGACAGAGUGCUUCAAGGAGCUGAACGUCUUUAGCACAGAUGGCUCGGUGCCCCCAGACCUGGACUGGAAAGGGCAGCCCUCCCCCCAGCCCAAAAAAGGGUUACUCCAGCGCUUCUUCAGCAGACAGGACUGUUGUGGGAACUGCAGCGACAGCGAGGAAGAGCCCACCCGGCUGUAGGGCACGUUCUCCAGCCCCUGGGACCCCCUUGGCCUCUCCGGGCGCCCAGCAGGACGAGAGGCCAGCCCGAAGGCCGAGGCAGCAGUGGCCCCGCGAGGUGGAUUUGUUUACAGCUUCACCAGGCUGGCUGAAGACUCCGAGGACAGCUCCAGCGCUGGCAGCAGCACCCCAGGCCCCAGAACCUCUGGCCACGGGCGAGCUGACGUCCCCAGGACAGACGUGGAGUGCCCUGAGCAUCCUGCUGGGGACGGUGCCACCGCUGGGGCCGAGGGCAGGAGGGAGGGAUCGUGCCGGCGUGGGCCGAGGCCGGGCUGGAGCAGCUCUGCUGCCACAUCCCGUGGUGUCGGAGCGGCGCCGCGGGUUUGGUGUGUAUUUAUAGCCGUGGGUCUGUACAUAGCACACGUCAGUUUUUAAUCUAUAGGUUGGGGGGGGGGGGCCGGCGCUGCCCCCACCCUGUCACAGGCACAAAUGUCCUCCUAUGGGGGGGAGCGACGGUCCCAGCUUCGUACCGGGGAGUCCUGGGCAAAGGCUUUGCGUGCCUUGAGGUGUGAAAGCAUCUCAUCCCGGACCCCUUGGGCCCUGCUGAGGCGUCCCUGGCUCCAGAGGAGUCCAUUGCUCAGCCCCGAGGCGCGGGGACCUCCUGUGCCCAAGCGUCUCCCAUUGCCUCCUGGCAGCAGAGCGUCACCGCCUCGUCCCCGCUUCCCUGCCUGCCUCCUCCUGCCUCCUUCCUCAACGUGCUGCCAGCUCCAGGAGCUGCUCCUGGCCCCCCCGGCCCGCUGGCAGCCUCCCUGCAGCACCCGCUGGGAAGGUAGAGCCCCAAGGGUCGCUCCCCUGCGUGGUGCGGGGUGGCCCCAGCACGGUGCCACCAGCUCCGUGCUCGCUGCGGGCAGUCCCUCGGGACAGCAGCGCACGGGGCCGUGCUUUUGGGGUGCAGAGGGAGCACCCCUAGAAUCCUCCAACCUGUGGGAGCCAACGUGGCCGUGCCCAAGGGCAUAGCUGGUGGGACCUGAGCCCCCACAGGGGUCCUGCGUGUCCCCGGGGAGCGACACGGGGCUCGGCACGGCUCCCCUGCCCCUGUCCCGUCUCGUGCAUGUUUGUCCGGCCGUGUCCCCAGCAAUAACCGCUCUGUGUGUGUCUGUCUGUCUGUGUGUACGUCCGUGCUGCCGCCCCCCUGCUCCUUCUGAGCCAGGCCCCGCGGGUGGGCUGAGCACCUACUUGGACCUGUGGUAUCAUUCGCUUGCCUUGCACUAAAGUUUGGAAAUAUUUAAAUUUUUAACCUUU
This is a messenger RNA of Anas platyrhynchos (mallard), 3111 nucleotides long. RefSeq names its product G protein-coupled receptor kinase 6 (gene GRK6). The record is from RefSeq and is a predicted model, not a curated record. Gene Ontology annotation, molecular function: G protein-coupled receptor kinase activity; ATP binding. Gene Ontology annotation, biological process: protein phosphorylation; regulation of signal transduction; signal transduction. Lineage: Eukaryota; Metazoa; Chordata; Aves; Anseriformes; Anatidae. Gene Ontology annotation, cellular component: cytoplasm.